This is a messenger RNA of Brassica rapa (field mustard), 3988 nucleotides long. Its product is annotated as probable NAD(P)H dehydrogenase (quinone) FQR1-like 1. Gene Ontology annotation, molecular function: NAD(P)H dehydrogenase (quinone) activity; FMN binding. NCBI's taxonomy places the organism in Eukaryota, Viridiplantae, Streptophyta, Magnoliopsida, Brassicales, Brassicaceae. The record is from RefSeq and is a predicted model, not a curated record. Gene Ontology annotation, cellular component: membrane.
GAAUUAAGAAUAAUCAGAAGAAAAAUAUCGUGUAUGUAGAGCAAAUCAUUUUCUCCUUACGAAAUGCUCAACAAAUGUUGGAUCAUCAAGUAAUCGAUCGGUCAAGUUUGAUUGAUCCGUGAUCUGGACGUGUAGUGUCUCAUCGUAUAGUAUGAUUUUUAUAUUGCGAAUCGAAGAUUUUAGCUAUGGUUUAAUGGCUGAUCUUUGCAAUUCGCGACAGUAAUUGAAUAGUUUUCGUUGUUUGGUGAUUUUAAAUUGUAAUCCCUGUGUAUGUGUAGAACAUCGAUGAUGAUACUCUUGUGAUGAGUUUGAAUUUGAAAUAAUGCUAUUUAGGAUGAGUGAGCCUCCCUUGUUCUCUUUAGUGGUUUUUAUUAAAAUCAUAAUUCUAGGCUACAAUGAGAGACAGGGUUUAGAACUGAUUAUCAAAAUCUUUGAAACAGACUUGGGGUUGAAGUUAGAAACUAUAGUUCUUAUAUGUCUGAAAGAAUGGGGGAUACAUAUUUCUAGAUUUUAACAAUGUUUAUUUCACUGAUGCGUGUUUUCUGCAGCUACGUACAUUAAUUUUAACCUGCAUUAUUACUUUGGCAUAUUCUCAUCUCUUUGUGUGUGUUAAUUAAAGACAAUGUGUGCUUCUUUGAGUUCAUAUCAUUAAACCUAAAGUUUGCUUGACUCUCUAUCCUCUCAAAGAAAGAAGAAGACAUUAAUACUGAAAGCAUCGAGCUAAGUGUUUGUUCUUGACAGACGCUCCCAGAAGAUGUGCUCUCUAAGAUGAGUGCACCGCCAAAGAGUGAUGCUCCUCUUAUCACCCCCAACGAUCUUGCCGAGGCUGAUGGCUUUGUCUUUGCCUUCCCAACAAGGUUUGGUAUGAUGGCUGCUCAGUUCAAGGCCUUCUUAGAUUCAACUGGUGGCCUCUGGAGGACUCAGCAACUCGCCGGUAAGCCAGCUGCCGGAAUCUUCUACAGCACCGGGUCUCAAGGUGGCGGUCAAGAAACCACCGCAUUAACUGCCAUUACUCAGCUGGUUCAUCACGGUAUGAUAUUUGUCCCGAUGGGAUACACGUUUGGUGCUGGUAUGUUUGAGAUGGAGAAGGUGAAAGGUGGAAUCCCGUACGGUGCAGGAACAUUCGCAGGAGACGGGUCGAGACAGCCAACGGAAGUCGGAAUUGGAGUUGGAGCAAGCAUUCCACCAGGGGAAGUACAUUGCCGCCAUUAGUAAGAAGCUCAAGGGACCUGCUGCUGCUUAGAUUCUCUCUGAAAAGAUGAAUUCUAUUAUAUUCUUGAUUCUUUGAUUCUACAAUUUGGUAUUUUGUGAUUUUCUCGUUUUGGAAUGAUCUAACAUCGAAAUGAGUUACUUCAGCUCACAGCAAUAAAAAACUAUUGCUUUGACUUGUGUGUGUGUGUGUGUGUGUGUGUGUGUGUGUGUGUGUGCCUACUCUCUCUAUGUAUGAUCAAUGGAUCUUCUAUUUUCAGUUUUCACAGAGUAUACACAUGUAAUGUUUCAAAUUUUAUCAAAUUAUAUGAUAGAAGCCAAUUGUGAAAGAUGAUUGAUUUUGUCUUCUACGUAUUAAACGACAAAUCAGAAGGUUAAUAUUGGAGUUUCAAUCCAAAACUGCUUUAACCUAUCAGUUUCAAAAAUUAAUAUAAAGCUGCAUAAGAAAAAAAACUAUAAAAAUCCGAGUGACUUCAUUAAAUAUAUCUUUUUUUAACACAAAUACUUUCCUUAAUUAUGAAAAAGAAGUUCUGGCCCAGAGAUUAGUUUAUGGGUCUUAAUACAGUACGAUAGUUUCUGAGAGAGCCAUUGGCCAACCCAUCAUCUUUCUCGUUUUGUGGUUGAAGGAUGAAGAUGAAACUUGUUGAAACAAAGAAGAGAGACAUUCGAUAUCUGCAAUAUCAUUUGACUGUCGGAGACUCGGAGCUGCACUUUGUUUGGUGAUAAAUAUUUAUUUUACUAGAUGAUGGUCCGCACACUUGUGCGCUAUAUCUAACUAAUUCAAAUUUUAACAUAAUUUUUAAUUUUAUCUAAAUUAUUUAAUUAGUUUCAAAUAUUAAAUUAAUCAGAAAAUAUAAUUUAAUUUUUUAUUACAACGCAAUAUUGAUAAUGGUUUGAUAUUUACAAAAUCUUUUAUAUAUUCUAUCACCAAGCCAUGUAAAAAUUAACAACAUCAUAAUAAUCUAAUAAAGUUUUAUUAAUACUUUAAAAUAACAUAAAAAGAUAAAUCUACAAAAUAAACCAUAAUUACUAAUUAUCAGUGAAACCUAUGAUAUCAAACUCCUAUUCAUCAAAAUCUUAAUUGUAUUUUAUAUGAUUUUCUUUUUUAUAGGAGUUCAUAGUGACACCUAUUAACAAAAUCUACUAUAAUUAAAACAGUACUUCUAUUUAACUAAAUUUUAUAAACUAAAAGUAAUAAGUUAUAUAUAUAUAUAUAUAUAUAUAUAUCUAGUAAAACUGGAUUUUUUAUUUUUUUAACGGUGAGAGUUUGUAUUCUUUGGACUUAUAAUUUUGAUUGAUAAAAUAAUUCACUGACAUAAAAGAAGCAAACUUCCUUUUAAAAAUAAUAAAUAAAAACAUUAAAUGAUUUAAUAUUAUUAAAAUAAACAAAAGAUGAACAAAAAUGUAAAAGUUUUGCUAAAAUUUGAUAAUCCUCUUUAAAAAUAAUUAUCCUUGAAUAUAAUAAAAAAUAUUUAUUAAACAAUAUCUAAAAAUGUUUAAAAAAUAACAAUUCAUAAAGUUAUUUAUUGAAACUAAUGAGUCAACCUAAAUCAUGGAACAUAAUAAAUAAGCUUCUAAAAAUAAUAAAACAUAACAAAUAAGUAAAAUAACCUAAAAUCAUGAAAAACAUGAUAAGUAAGCAAACAUAAAACUACCUCCUAAAAUUAUUUUAAAAUAUGAUAAAUAAAUAAAAUUACCAAUUAAAAUUAUUAAUAACAUGAAAAAUAAAUAAAUAACCUAAAUUAUGGAGAAUAUGACAAAUAAUUAAAACUGAAAUUAUUAAAAACAUAACAAAUGAGCAAAUUACCUAAAUUUAUGGAAAAUGUUACAAAUAAGUAAUAAACAAUGACAAAUAAGCAAAAUCACCUAAUACUAUGGAGAAAUUGACAAGUAAAAAAAAUCACUUCAUAAAUAAUAAUAUAAAUAUCAUUCUAUAAGAACAUGAGAAAAAUCAUAUGCAUCCACAAUCAUGUUACUUUGGUUUUCUUUCAUAAAUUAUCAAACAAAUGAAUUGAUUAGUAUUUCCAAAGGCCCAUUAAUUAAAAAUAUCAGCCCAAGAAAUCUUUAGUACACUUACUGGAUUGUUGACUGUGGAAGAUUAUCUCAUAUGCCGGUUCUGUAUAUAUGGGGAUGCUGAAUCCACAGGCUGACGACUAAGACGACGUAUUGAUCUUCUAAUAUGUUAGGGCCUUUCGGCUUUUCCAUAAGAUGGUCUCUUAAUCGGACUUCUAAAUCUAUAUAAAAAUAUCCAAGUUAAAACAUCCUUGCUUAGUUGCUUAUACGUGGUUGCUUCACUUGAUGUUAUCGUUUCGCGUACAGGCAACAUAAUACACACUACACAACAACAUAAUUAAACUGUAUCAAACCUUUUUUUUUUUUUGUUUAACCUGAGGUAUCCUGAGCUUAUGGAAGGCCUAGACUAAUCUCCAAGGAGAUGUGCAAUUCACGGAUAGACCCUCUCUCCGGAUAUGCAAAUGAACCCUAAAACUUAGAUACAUAUCCGUGUGGAGUGUCCAGAAACAUCACAAAGUAGAACUGUAUCAAACUUAAUGGACAGAAGAAGUUCAAGUAUUCAUUUUUAAUAUGUUCCAAUUAGAUUCACGACCUUUUUUCUUCGCAUGUAUUAUAAAUGGCGAUUACAAACAUCAUGGUACGUUAACAAAGCGUAAAUGUUGCAUAAAAUCACACUAUGUAUGCCUUACUCUAGUCUCUACACACAGGAUUUUUCUUUUUGACAUCACUCUACACGGGAUUAGGUUAAAGGCAUUUAUAGUCAAAA